GCAUCAGUGUAUAUUAGUUGAGCGACCCGAUCACCUUGCGACUGUAAACAAAAAAAGGUCGCGCUUUCGCAAGUGAUUAAGUGACUUAAGUAACCUCUGUGCCUUUACGGAUUAGAACAAUGAAGUUGCGCAUGUACCAUGUGAUUGCGGCCGUGUUCGUUGUGCAUACCUAUGCACGGGAAGAGGUACCGCCCCUCCCUGCCCCCAAUCCAGAUAGUGUUAACAAUUUCCGAGUGGCCUUGCAAGCCGUCUUCGGUGUUGGAGUGCGACUACAAGCGUUCCUCUUGGAAGACAAGAAGAACGAGAAUUUCUUGGUCAGUCCAAUUAGUGCCGCCGUCAUCGUUGGACAAUUGAUUCUAGGCGCCGAAGGGGAGUUCCGGAAACAAUUAAUCGAUUUGUUGGCCUUGCCCAACAUCCACACCUACGAGAAUGACGUUCUCACGUACCACAACCAGAAGAAGAACAUGACGUUCGUUUUACCGUACUCCACUCUACAUAUACAGUUAUCGAACUUACUUAAGGCUUUGGAGAGCGGGCCGGAUGCAGGCAAACACUUCAUACUCAAAGAAAAGAGCGCACUGUUCCUUGACCACAAAAUUACCUUGAACGAAACCUUCUCCAGAGGUCUAAAACGACUGUACGAAGCCCGCAUACACCCCGUAGAUUUCGCGUCCGACCCCACAGGAACCCAAAAAAAAGUCAACGAAUGGGUCGUCAAAAACACGAACGGACUUAUCAAAACCAUCCUCGCGGCACCCCCACGUCCUACAACCACUUCGAUUUUCGCCAACGCCAUCUACUUCAAAGCGGAAUGGCAGGUGCCCUUCAGCGACACGUUAAACCGAAAAGGGCACUUCCAGGUUAGCCCCACUGAAGCGGUACCAGUUACUUACAUGAUCAACCAAUUCGACCAAAUUCUGUAUAGUGAGCACGCCAAUUUCCGAAUUACCGCGUUACCGUACACCAACGAAGAAUUGGGCAUGUAUUUAAUUUUACCCAAGAACGACAACCCUUACAAGUACGACAUGAAAGGGUUCAUCCAGCAACUGACAUUCAAGGACGUUCUACAUACCGUCAACAACGCCAGAAGACGCGACGUCGUCGUCAAAAUCCCCAAAAUGAGUUUAUCCACGAGUUUCAGUAUUCUGGAUCAGCUGAAGAAAUACCGCGUCUUCAAAGAAGAAGAUGUUAAGGUUAACUCGACGGGUGUUCUUGAUGUCCUUGAACAACGAGUGGAUGCUUUUGCUAAUUUCACGACAGAUGAAAUUAAUCAAACUAAUAUUUAUCUGAGACAUGCCGCUAUUGGUCAGCCGCUUCGUAUUAAUGAUAUUGUUCAACAAGUUGUGAUAACUAUCAAUGAGAAGGGUACGGAAGCAGCGGCUGUUUCUGCAGCUACUAUUGAUUACAUGGGUGGUGCCAAGAACUUUAUUAUCGAUAGACCGUUUGUAUUCUUCAUCAGGCACGAAGCAACAGGUGCUUCGUUGUUUUGGGGGACCGUCGUCAACCCCACUGCUUAAGACUGAUUUUUUUUUGAAAAUGUGAAGACACUGCCGGUGGGAGCAAUCGCAGCACUUUUCUUUCCUGUAUUUAUUUAUUUUAAUAGACUUAUUAAUAAAGUUGGAUUUGAAGUUA
Zophobas morio is the source of this 1632-nucleotide messenger RNA. RefSeq lists its product as uncharacterized. Gene Ontology annotation, molecular function: serine-type endopeptidase inhibitor activity. The coding region runs from base 120 to 1517 and encodes 465 amino acids. NCBI's taxonomy places the organism in Eukaryota, Metazoa, Arthropoda, Insecta, Coleoptera, Tenebrionidae. The transcript is spliced from 2 exons. The record is from RefSeq and is a predicted model, not a curated record.